UCAAGGCUUUGUCAUUAGUAGUGAUUAGUGAAUUUAUGUUCGUACUGAACUUGUAGUAUUCUGCUUUGACGCUUCUCGAGUGUCUUCUUUUUUGUGUGUUAGUUAGAGUUCAUUGACAUUGAUAUGGUAGCCUUUGAUGUUUUGUUUUUUGUUAAUUGGGAGGUAUCUUUUUCCUUCGACUGAUACGCUAUUGGUUUUAUUACUACCUUUCUGUUGUGCGUAUCUUUAUGUACUUGAUGUAUCAGACUGCUAACUUCUCAUAUGUACAUCUAAAUUUAUUGAUUUAAUGAAUCUACCUUUCAUUAAUUUUCAUCAAUAUGAAGCAUGUGUUUCAUGUUGAUUAUCGAGUGUGGUACAUAAAUUGACUAGAAAACAAAGACGAAGUUUGGCAUUAGAUUAGAUUGCUAUACCAAAUUAAGAAAAGAAAGGAAACGUCACAACCAGGGUGAACGUUUAAAUGUACAGAAGAGGCUCUAGUUUUCCUCUCAAAGCUUUAGCUGCUGAGUAUUUUUGGCUUGGAUUAUCUCUAUGCCUGGCAACGAAGUUGGAGACAGGAUCCAUAAUUUCCUUGGUCAAGAGGGUUUGUCCCAAGGCCAGCAUCAUUCGCCAUUCCUUGACUCUGCCUGGCCUGGAUUAAGUAACAAUCUAUGGGUUGGAGGCCAGAGACAAGUCGGUGAACCUCUUGUUUCCAGUUUGAAGAAUUUUAGUGCACAUCAAUUAGCUGAGUCUGACAGAGGACAUAGUGGUCAAUCUUCUAGUCAGCAGCAGGACAUGAACUUCACUCACUCAGGUUUGAGGUCUGAGAUAGCUAGAAGUCAAUUACAAAACCAAUCACCAAAUGGAAAUGGCUAUUUUCUAGGGCAUCAGGCUCUUCAGGCAAGGCAGAAUGAAACGAACUUUUUGGGAGUGGAUGCAACAUCUAGAUGCUUAUCACCUCUUGAUUCACAGAUAGGAAAUGGUCCUGAUCUUCAUAAGAAAAAUUCCCUGAGGUUGGAAUCUACUGAAUCUCCCGUAAAUUACAAUUUUUUUGGACGGCAACACCAAAUUAGUGCACAGCAUUCCGGCAUGAUCCAGCCUUUGCCCAGGCAGCAGUCAGGAAUGAAUGACAUGCAGCUAUUACAGCAACAACAACAUGCUAUGCUUAUGCAAAUGCAUGAAUUACAGAGGCAACAACUCCUGAAGCCACAGUUUCAGCUACCAGAUGCAAGGCAGUUGAGCUCCGCAAGUCAGGUUUCCUCUACUGUAAAACAGGCAUUGGGUAGCCUUUCUCCAGCUCCAAUCAAUGGCUUUCCUCUCCAUGAUGCUUCAAAUUAUUCCUGGCAGCCUGAGCACAUGACACCAAAUGCAAAUUGGCUGCAGCAUGGUGCAUCUUCUGCCAUGCAUGUAUCCUCUGGAGGAUUUACGUUUUCCCCUGAGGAAGGGCAGAUGUCUUUGAUGGGUUUGGUUCCUCAACAGGUUGAUCAAUCAUUUUAUGGUAUCUCAACUGAUGGCGCAAGAGGAAACCCAUAUCAUCAUUCUUCUGUUCAAAUGAAUAAACCUUCAAUGCAGCAGGUACCAGCCAGCAGUAACUUUUUUCCAGGUAAUCAGUAUGCUGUAUUUACAGAUCAAGGUAGCUUGCAAGAUGGAACUUCGGUUUCUAGACAGGUUGAUCAGGGUAAAAAUGUGUUUGGGGCUGCAGCAGGACAAGGCUUAAAUACUGGAUUUCAUUCAGAAAACUUACAGGAAAAGACUAUCCAGCCCAAAAACAUUGUGAUGCAGGAGUCUUGUGGAAGGCAAGAACUUCCUGGUCCAUCAGAAAUAUCCCUGGACAAGUCAGCAAUUCAGGCUGCCCCCACACAGAGUGUGGCCACGCUAGAUGAAACUGAAGAAAAGAUUUUGUUUGGUUCAGAUGAUAGUGUGUGGGAUAUCUUUGGAAGGAGCACCAACAUGGGAUCAUUGUUGGAUGGUGUGGACUCUUUUGGGGCUUUGCCUUCUUUGCAAAGUGGCAGUUGGAGUGCACUUAUGCAGUCUGCUGUGGCAGAAACAUCUAGUAAUGAUUUAGGGGUACAGGACCAGUGGGGUGGUUUAGGUGUGCAGGAUAGUGAACCUCCAAGCCUGAAUGUGCCAUCACAAAGUGUCAAUGAUGACAGCAAACAUCAAUUAGCUUGGGCUAAUAACAAAUUGCAGACUGGCUCGACAUCGAACUCUAAACCUUUUCCAAUGUCUAGUUAUGCCAAUAUCAAUCUUGAUUUUUUCAGCAUCCCUGGGGUUCAGCAAUCAGGAGUCCAGAUUGCAAAUGAACAGAAUGAGAAAAUGCAUAUCGAUUCAUCUCAGAAAUCUGUUCAACAGUUGACAGGAGAAAGAAGCAAAUGGAUAGAUUGCAGUCCUCUACAGAAGCCUGUAGCUGAAAGUGUGCAAUUCUUUGGAAAUGCUGCCCAUUCUCCUAAUUUGCAAGUGGGUGCAAAGAGCUUUUCAGGUUACCAACAAGGCAUAGCUGUACAUACUAUGCGUGAACAGCCACACAAUAAGCCAAAUGGUUGGAACUUCAUUGAUUCUUCACAACAUAGUGGUAAUGCUAUAUCAAAAAGUCGGGAUAUUGAUUGUGCAUUACAACCUUCUCAUAAUAGUGAUCAUAGAGGUGCCCUGCAUGAGGAGGAAGGUCAUGGUUCUGCUCUUGAUCAUUCUGUUCCUAAUGCAAAUAUCGAGCAGGGAAAUUUCAGUUCCGGCUUGAGAAGCCCACAGAUGAAUAGGGAAGGUUCUGACUUGGAUAAUGUUGCUGCAGUAACAGAUUCAAGAUCAAUAAGGGUCACUGAUAGCAGCCAGCAACUUCCAAACAAUCAUAAUCUUAAUUUCAGGAGAAGUACUGAUUCUAAAUUAAACUCUGUACAAAGCAAGGUUCAAGCUAAGGAUAAGAACUAUCAAGCUUUUGAUUCAUCUGGAAAUGAUUGCUUGGACAAGGGAGAAAAUGAAGCAAAUAUGUUGGAGGAUCAGAGUAUCAAAAAAACUUGCAAUGACAGUUUUCAUCCAAACACAUUCCACCGUUCUUCUACCAGUGGCAUGAGAGACAAUGUCUGGAUGGAUGUAAAUGAUUCAUGUGGAGGAAAACAGAAGUCAUCUGUUCGUAUUAGUCAUAAGCCUUCUGGAAUCCGUAAAUUUCAGUAUCAUCCUAUGGGGGAUCUGGAUAUUGAGGCGGAACCUUCAUAUGGAACUAAAGGUGUUGCACAUUCACAGUCAAUAUCACAACAUGUUUCACAACGAUUGGAAGGGCAUGACCAAGGAUACUUUGGGCAGUCAAAAUUUACUGGUCAUGCUUCUAGAGAUUCUUUAGAAACUGAGAAGGGGUGUUUUCCCAGCAUUCAAGUAGACGAGGUACCUUCAAAAAGCUCAAAUCAAGGUUCUGCUUCUGACAGAUCCUUUGUUGGUUCUGUGCCAAACAAGACAGCUCCAAUGAGUCAAAACAUGCUGGAGCUUCUUCCCAAGUUUGAUCAGCUAGGAGAACAUGAUAGUGCAACACAUUUAAGCUCGUCCAAACGCAAUCUAUCAUCUGAAUUGCCUGAUACAGAAACUUCUGAUGGAUCUGUAGGCCAGAUUCAGCAUAACAGGCCUUCUACUUCCCAAGGUUUUGGCUUACAAUUAGGUCUUCCAUCUCAAAGGUUUAUCAUUCCUGAUCGUGCAAUCUCAUCACAGAGUUCUCCCCAAGUAGUUAAUUCUCUAAAUUCAGUUCAUGUCUCUUCUGUGGUAGGAAGGAAGGGUCAUGCAUGGUUGGAUCCAAAAACUUCGGUACAGUCCCCAACUCAUGGAGCAUCCUCUGAAGACAUUAGGAAUAAUGUUUCAAGUAUUUCUGGUCAAAUCAGUAAUAAGUUGUCACCACAUAGUAUUCAGGGCAACUUUUCUACUGGUUUUACCUCUGAUUACCAUUUAAAAAGUCAUCUUGAAGGCCAGCAUGUUACUAAUGUGGGUAGUCAGGUAACACUAAGUGCAUCUAUGGAUGCACCUUUUGGUGGGUUGGCAUCUCUUGCCAAGCAGACUGAUGAAUCUUCCGAGAGAGCUCAAACUAGUCAAUUGAGAAGGAAACCAGCACCUCGCAUACCUAAAUCUACUGCAGAUAACAAUCUUGCUUCUUCAGAGACUUCUCGGCCAAGUAGUAGUGACCAAAUCCAUGCAAGGGAUCCAGGCCAGCAGUUUCCAGUUUUGAAGGCUCUGCCAGCUUCCCAACCAUCUGCUACAUCUGAAUCUCCAAAGCCAGGUGCUUUUACCAAAAUGCCUGAUGUGUGGACCAGUGUUUCAGCCCCACAGCAUUUACUAGGAGGACAGUCAUCUUGGGACUCCCAAAAUUUGUUUAAGUACCAUCAUCAAUCGAAUAUUAACUCUGAAACAACUCUUCCUGGAACAAAGAAGCUGGACAAUCAAAUUGCUGAGGCAGGAGGUUUUGGUCAGUCUGUGUCACCUGCAGGCUCUGCUAAACCACAGAGCUUUGUUGGAGAGGAGCAACCAGCAAAAAAAGAUCAGCAGUUAUUGGCAGAGAAUGGUGCCAGCCCAAAUCCUGCAGCUAUGCUCCGAGACAUUGAUGCUCUUGGCAACUCUUUGAGACCAAAUAAUACGGUACAUCAGAACCAUUCAUUGUUGCAUCAGGUGCCGUCCAUGAAAGAUAUAGAGAUUGAACCAAGUAAUAGGAGCGCCAAAAGAUUUAAAUGCCCAAGUCUAGACUCUGCUUUGGAUACUCAGCAGGUAAGUUCUGAAGGCUCAGAGCAGGUAAGUUCUGAAGGCUCAGAGCAGUUAUCUUAUGGAUCCGAUACUAGGAUGAAAGAUGCUCUUGUCAAUAGUGUGUCAGCUCCUUCUAAUGAUAUUGUGGCAUUCACUCAGAAUGAUUCCCGUCAUUUCUCUGGUGCUAAUAAUUCAGCUGCUAAUCUCAAGGGUGGACACUCUCAAAUAAGUCCCCAGAUGGCUCCAUCCUGGUUUGAUCGGUAUGGCACGUUUAAAAAUGAGCAAAUGUCCUCUCUAUAUGAUGUUCGAGAAAUUGCCAUGGUGAAGGCUGCAGAAAAAGCAUUUAUUGUUGGUAGACCUUUUGACAGUUCGCAUGCUCUUCAUUCAAGUGAGCAGGUUAUUGCCGCUGCUGAUCCUAGUCAGCUCGAUAGUGCCUGUAAAAACUCAGAGCCAAUAUUGACUGAGCAUACCUCCUCUCACUCGUUGCCUCCUGAUAUCACAAAUCAGGAUUUGGUUGUUAUCAAAGCAAGAAAGCGUAAAAGUAUGGCAUUUGAGCUUCUACCAUGGUAUAGAGAAGUGACACAAGUUUCUCAAAGAUCUCAGAACAUCAGUGUGGGAGAGGUGGAAUGGGCACAUGCAGUAAAUCGAUUGAUUGAGAAGGUUGAAGAUGAACCUGAAAUGAUUGAAGAUUGGCCACCAGUGGUUAGAUCAAAAAGAAGGCUCAUCUUGACAAGGCAGCUUAUGCAGCAACUACUUCAUGCUCCUCCAAGAUCAUAUCUUACUGCAGGUGCUAGCAAAAACUAUGAGAUUGUGGCCUAUUUUGUUGCCAGAUCAGUCUUAGGAGAUGCAUGCAGCACAGCAUGUAUAUUGGAAACUGGUACUGCUAUUCGUCCCGACAGUGAAAGCACCCUCUCGGAAAAGCAUAAGGAGAGAAACCAGUCCACCUUAAAGGCAGCAGAAGAUUUUAUCAUCAGAGCAAAGAAACUUGAAAAUGGUUUACAGAGUCUGGACAAGAGAGCCUCAAUCUUGGACCUAAGAUUGGAAUGUCAGGAUCUAGAGAAGAUUUCUGUCAUCAAUCGUUUCGCCAAGUUCCAUGGCCGGGGGCAAGCUGACGGGACUGAAACCUCAUCGUCCUCCGAUAAUUCUCACAAAUUCUUCUCCCAGAGAUACGUAAUUGCUCUACCUAUGCCCCGGAAUCUCCCUGACAGAGUACAAUGCCUUUCCCUGUGAUAAUUACUUGAAAAAGAUUUUUCCAUCUUUUUUUGGCCAAUUAUCUUCUCGUCCCUCACGCAUCUCUAAGUUUAAAAGCAAUGGAGGCUCUUAGAUCUUACCAUUGGAGGCCAUUCAAGUUGAUUUGCGGAGAUAUAUAAGUUUUAUCAUUGAAUAUUGGUCUGAAAAUGAAUGUUGAGAGAAAUUGAGGGAUAAGGCCCCAUGAUUUUUGGGUAAAUAGGGAAGAAGAAAAAGGUGAGUCUGAAAUAUUUUUGAGGGGUAAGCCGAAUAUUGUUUGUGUAUUUAUUAAGCCUUUUGGAUGCGUUUCAUUCAUAAGUAAAAGGGUUUCUGCAUUUCU
Molecule: messenger RNA, 6250 nt
Organism: Hibiscus syriacus
Lineage: Eukaryota; Viridiplantae; Streptophyta; Magnoliopsida; Malvales; Malvaceae
Exons: 10
Coding region: 529-5913 (1794 amino acids)
Source: RefSeq, a predicted model, not a curated record